CCAAAAAAAAUACUUGUACAUAUUCAUAUUCUCCCAAAUAAAGAAAACAGAAUCCAUCUUACAACCUAACAUGCUCAACUUGGUUGUUGGCCACUCUUGCAAAUAGUGCCACUAUGAACUCCCCCAAAAUUCUCUUCUCGCAGUAAAGGACUUGACCAGUCUACUUUUCAAUCUUCACGAAACAACCCCACACAAAAUUACUAAACUUGCAGAUCAGGACAUUCCACCAUUUCUGCACACUGGUCAAACACUGCAACCAAACCCAAAGAUCGCUUCUUAGCCGUUUGAGACUUUGAGUUUCAGUUUUCUUCCCCAUAUUUCUUUUUGUUUUGUUUUGAAUAAUGAAGAAAAAAAACCAAAACCCUACCCAGUAAAACCCUUUUAUUAACCCCCCUCUCUCCGUCAUUGACCUGCUCUCCUUCCUCGCCUUGAUCCUCACGUUUUUUUUUCAUAAUCUUCAACUCUUUAUAACUCCUCACGAAACCCUCAAAACUCCUCCAAGCAAUAAUAAUGAUGCGCGGCUUUCAGUCCAGCUCAGCAUGAACAACGUCUCUCAGAGCUCCUCCUCUUCCUCCUCCGUCAACUCCGCCUCCGAUCCGAAUGUGAGCCGCAGCCGGAGGAGUGCCGACGGCAGCCGGACCAUGGCGGCUGAGCCGUCACGGCGGUGGCGUGAUGUUUUCUGGUUGGGGAUAUUUAUGAUUCAUUUGAUUUUAUUGGGAGGUGCGCUGGCGGUUCUGGGGCUCAAUAGGUUAAAGAGAUCGGAUAGGCUAAACUUAGAUAGGUUCACCAAUAAGUACUUGGAAAAUCAGAAGGGAUUGACUGAGGAUUAUUGGCCGCUUUAUGCUCUUGCUGGUGGAGUUGGGACUGUUCUUGGUUGGACUUGGUUGCUCUUCCUUGGCUCGCAGGCGAAUCACAUGAUGAAGAUUGCGGUGCAUAUCUUGACCACUUAUCUUGCUGUGCUCAGUGUUCUGUGUUUUUGGAUGGAGCAGUUCUUCUGGGGAGUUGCAUUUGCGAUCGGCGCUGGGAUGCUCUUCUUGUAUGUUUUGGCAGUUAUAGACAGACUACCCUUUACCAUGCUCGUGCUACAAGCAGCUGUCAAGAUGGUAUGGAGUCUACCUGAAGUUAUGAGGGUAGCAUAUGCAUUCAUGCUUAUUAUGCUUUUAUGGAUGGGAAUAUGGUCCUUUGGGGCUGCUGGUGUUGUAGCUUUAGGCAUUGGAGAUAGUGGACGCUGGUGGCUUCUUGUGGUUCUCUCUGUAAGCUUAUUUUGGACGGGUGCUGUUCUCUGUAAUACUGUACAUGUUAUAGUGUCUGGGAUGGUGUUUCUUGUUCUUUCCCAUGGUGGUCGAGAGGCCUCAUCAAUGCCUCCGAAGUCACUAAUGAAGUCUCUUCGGUAUGCAGUCACAACUUCUUUUGGCAGCAUCUGCUAUGGUUCACUUUUCACAGCUGCCAUUCGAACUUUGCGCUGGAAGAUCAGGGGAGUUCGGUCCAAGAUUGGCAACAAUGAGUGUCUACUUUGCUGUGUUGAUUUCCUCUUUCAUCUUGUGGAGACACUUGUGCGAUUCUUUAAUAAGUAUGCUUACGUCCAGAUAGCUGUUUCUGGCAAAGGUUUCAAUCAUUCAGCGAGGGAUGCUUGGGAGUUAUUUCAGUCUACUGGAGUCGAGGCACUCAUUGCCUAUGAUUGCUCAGGUGCUGUAUUAUUGAUGGGCACACUGUUGGGUGGGCUUAUUACCGGAACUUGCUCGGGGAUCUGGACAUGGAUUAAAUAUAGGGACAGAGUGGCUAUGGUCGGGUCCACUGCAAUGUUGAUGGGAAUGAUCUUGGUGGGAUUAGCAAUGGUGGUUGUGGAAAGCGCUGUCACAUCUAUCUACAUCUGUUAUGCAGAAGACCCGCUGUUGAUUCAUAGGUGGGAUGCUGAAUUCUUCAACCAGAUGUCGGAGAUGCUACACCAGCGUCUUCAACAUAGGAGUGCCCGGGCAAGGGAAGUGUUGACCCACAAUCGGGUUGAUAACCACCACACACUCGAAACACUCCCUUUUUGAAAAAAUCACUCUGUCUCAUAAAUUGUACAAUGUAAUUAAUAGCUCUAUAGUUCCUCAUCCAAAAUGCAUCAUUUGAGUUUUGUUUUAGGAUAUCUAAUCUUUGUUACACACAAAAGAGCGAAAACUUGAUCGAUAGGCAGCGCUGCGAUUGGGGUCGAGUUGAGCAGAGAAGUCAGGUUCGAAGCUACAAAAUUAGAACAGGCGAGAGCAACUUCAUUUGUAACUUGGUCAUUGAUUGCUUUUGCGGUUUGUAUGACAUUUUCUUGUCUCUUUCUUUU
Messenger RNA from Rosa rugosa (rugosa rose), 2317 nucleotides. RefSeq lists its product as uncharacterized. The record is from RefSeq and is a predicted model, not a curated record. The transcript is spliced from 7 exons. Bases 540 to 2039 code for a protein of 499 amino acids. Gene Ontology annotation, molecular function: transmembrane transporter activity. Lineage: Eukaryota; Viridiplantae; Streptophyta; Magnoliopsida; Rosales; Rosaceae. Gene Ontology annotation, biological process: transmembrane transport. Gene Ontology annotation, cellular component: membrane.